Molecule: messenger RNA, 2631 nt
Organism: Osmia lignaria (orchard mason bee)
Lineage: Eukaryota; Metazoa; Arthropoda; Insecta; Hymenoptera; Megachilidae
Source: RefSeq, a predicted model, not a curated record
AUGUCAGAUAUUUACUGCGCCGAGCAAAUUAAAAUUCCGCCUACGUUUGCGCAUAUUUUGAAAUUGUACGCAAAGGCAGCAAUUCGUACGCAACCCUAUGAUCUUCUGCAGUGGACGUGUGCUUAUUUCCAUGCCCUCGCGAACAACGAGGUGCCUCCUGUGAAGGAACGAUUGGAGUACCCUCCCUUCACUCACCCUUCGGGUAUCACCCCUGGCUACCUGAGGACCCUUUUGAACGCGUUCGGUCGCGUGGAGAAAAUCUGCCUGACGAGUUUGCUGUUGAGGUGGCAAGGCAUUGCACUAUCCGAAGCAAUCCUCUUCCAGAUUUUAUCGGUGGGCAAAUUUUUACCAGCUAGGGAAUGCCACUUUUACAAAUUCCUCGCGAUCGCUUGCGGAUUCCUCGGCAAGAAUCUGCUCGAAACGAUGGUGUACGUGUGCGAAUUGCUGACGGAAGAGCCAAAAGGUGGUUCCGCGAUGAUACCUCUGUUGACCUUCCUCGACUUGUACGUGUUCCUGGCCGAACUGGAUUGCAGUGGUGAAUGUACCUGCGCGGCCGAGGAUCGGAAGGACACGGAGCAACUUUUUCGCCCUUGCGGACCGAGUACCGAUUCCGACCAGACCAGCACGCUGGAUUCGAAAUUAUUCCAGGUGUCGUCCACCACGGUGGAAGAGGCGGAAGACACCGGUCAGCAGGAUAUUUGCGGGUUUACCGCCAGCCAAGACAGUCGAUCAACGGAGACAUUGCAAGUUCUUAAAGAAUUCGGAGUUGACGCGAGGACCUCGGAAAUUGAUGUACUGUAUCAGGAAAAGGAAAAGGAACAGCAACAGCUUCCUCGGGAGGAAGAGAAGAUCGAAGCUGACAUGAUCGAUCAUACAGAACACGAAGAGAAAAAGGAGUCAGUUCAGCCGGAAAUCAGCCCGACAGAAGAAAAACGCGAAAGCAUGCAGCACGCUGAUCAUACCGGUCGUGCAUCAGCUAUCACUGAAAGCAUCGCUGAUCAACAGGACACUCCUGAUUUUCCAUUCUUCGACAUGGACGAUGUCUACGACAGAGACGAGGAACCGUCCUCCUUCGGCGAGGAGGGAAGCGUAGAAGAAUCGAUGUCCCUUCAACGGCUGGACGACGAUUACAAGUCCAUCGGCCUCAGAAAUAUUCUUGAAGGUAUUUGCGAGUGUCUGGAGCCGGUUCCAGAAACGGUACGCACCCCUACGCCACCUCCACCACCCGACCCUUUCGAAGAGUUUUUGAAAAGAAUGAAAACUGAAAUAGAGGAAGAUCGUCUUCAAAUGUUUUUUCGAGUGCCUGGGAUCGGUCGACCGGUGUCCGCGAAUCGUGUCACGGCUGUUGGAAUAUGGCUGGCGGAUUGUGGUCGUCGUCAAGAAGGGAUGGUCGGACCGCGGAACAUCACGCACUUUCUUUGCCCGGAACUUGAGGAUACUCGUGAUAAUAGCGUGUCCACUAAUAUGACAAUUUGAAGCUUCAUGCAAAAGUGUACAUCUUCCAUGGGACAACAACUAUUUUGGGAUAUAAGCGGUUGAAAAUUGGAUUUUCAUUACCUUCGAAGACUUCGGUGUCUUAAUUAACUUUUCGAAGAAUCGCCUAUCUAAACGAUGCUUAUUACUUUUGCAACGUCCUGUACGCACGCUUUACUCGCUGCACUUGCACGGAUCUCGUUCGGGUGCAUAAUGAAUCAGUGGCGUUCGACUCUCCCAGAGAGUGGAUGGUUGCAACCCCCUGCAACGCGUAUUUUCUCCUCUCUCUCUCUCUCUCUCUCUCUCUCUCUCUCUCUCUCUCUCUGUUUGGCCGGUUCCGUCGAGGGCACGAGACCCAUGAUAAAGUCGUCCUUCUCCCACCGGCUGACUAACUCCACCGUAAUGGCCGGGAAUAGUUUCCAAUCGAUCGAUCGGGACGAGUGCCUCUUCAGUCGGCGUCGAGUACGGAAAAAGGACCGCCUCUACACAGACGGCGACACCACACCGUCCGGAAUAUAUACGACACCGACGUUCCUUCAUUUCGUCCGCAUGAAUAUCGAAAGCCGGGCUCGAACGCGACCGGAAGCAAUUCCAGCAUCCCCCUGGGAAUGGCCUUGGCAUCGUCGCUACCCAGGAUCAACCGCGACCAGCGAAUCCAUCCAAUUCGUCGGCGAAUUGGCUAAAUAAUCAGCGUCAUCAAACCUUCGUCCAUAUUGCCCUUUCACCUCUCUUUGUCAAGAAGAUUACCAGUCUCGACCGACUCUGUAUUUUCUAUUUUCUCUUCUAUCGGAUCCUUCGGUCUAUUAUGGAGAUUUACUACUUGCUGGAUCUACGAGGAUGCUCUUUCUUUUUUAGAAUCUUUACGAGCUUCUCUGUUGUACUGAAUAACAGGUACAAGCUAGUCGGAACUUCGAAGAACUUCGACGUUUAUCGUAGGAACAAGUUUAAUUGAGCGAAGAAAGAUACUUUUCCGUUUAACGUUGAAGCAAAACGAGGGGGAAACGGAGUGAGAAUAUAGCUAACAUGGAGUAAUUGCUGUUUCCUUAUGAAGCAAGCAUUAUGAUAGUGAUUCGUGUUCAGAAACACUUGAAAAAAUCUGAUUAUUAGAUGUUACAUUGCUACAAUGUUAAAUUUUAUUUUGUGGAAAUAAAGAAGUGU